CUGAUGCGAGAUAGAUGGCUCAUGAUCCCAUUGUUGAUGCAGGGCUGGCUGCUAGCGUCUCCAAUCAGUGUUCGUGAGCGCCCCUGUCCUCAAAGCUGUAGAUGUGAUGGGAAAAUAGUAUACUGUGAAUCCAAUGCCUUUCGGGACGUGCCAAACAAUGUGUCUGUGGGAUGCCAGGGCCUCUCUUUGCGCUACAACAGCUUAGUGAAUCUCAGCGCUAGUCAGUUCUCAGGCCUCAGUCAGCUUGUUUGGCUUUAUCUCGACCACAACUACAUUAACUCAGUGGACAGCCAAGCCUUUCAUGGGGUACGGAGGCUGAAAGAGUUGAUCCUCAGCUCUAACAAGAUCACACAGCUACAAAACAACACUUUCCAUACUGUCCCUAACUUACGCAAUCUUGACCUCUCUUACAACAAGCUGCAAGCCCUCCAGCCCAGUCAAUUUCUGGGCUUGCGGAAGUUACUUAGUCUCCACUUGCGGUCCAAUUCUCUGAAAACUGUCCCAAUGCGGGUUUUUCAGGAUUUGCGGAAUUUGGAGUUUCUCGAUCUUGGCUAUAAUCGAUUGCGAAGCCUCACUCGAAAUGCCUUUGCUGGGCUUCUUAAGCUGAUCGAACUUCAUUUGGAACACAACCAGUUCUCCAAGAUCAACUUCUCUCACUUUCCCCGCCUCACCAACCUGCGGGCACUCUAUUUGCAAUGGAACCGAAUUAAGUCAAUAAGUCAGGGUCUAACCUGGACAUGGACGUCCUUGCAAAAGCUGGACCUUUCUGGAAACGAACUGCAAAUAGUGGAUUCCAGUACGUAUCAAUGUCUCCCCAACCUACAGACCCUGAACUUGGACUCCAACAAGCUUAGCAACAUGUCCCAGGAGACAGUGGAUGCCUGGAUCUCCCUGACCACCAUCAGCCUAGCUGGUAAUGUGUGGUACUGUAGCCCCAGCAUCUGCCCCUUAGUGGCCUGGCUGAGAAACUUCAAGGGGAACAAGGAGACCACUAUGAUUUGUGCUGGGCCUAAGGAGGCCCAGGGAGAAAAAGUGAUCGAUGCAGUAGAAACAUUUAGUAUCUGUAAGGUCACUCCCACCACCCCUUUUGUCUCAACCACAGCCUCCCUCAACACCCCAUCUCAGUCUGAGCUCCUGCCCCUUCCCACUUUGUCCAGGGUUGAUGAGGAGUUGACCCGCAGUGGUACGGCCAUCCCCUCCCCUUCUGGGGCUUCCCCUACCACCCCAGAGCAGGAUUUUGAGUUUGUAUCCUUCCAUAAGAUUAUUGCUGGCUGUGUGGCACUUUUCCUGUCGGUGACUAUAAUUCUCCUGGUUAUUUAUGUGUCCUGGAAGCGCUAUCCCAGCAGCAUUAAGCAACUCCAGGAGCGCUCCAUGGUCAAAAUGCAGCAGAAAAAGGUGCAGGAAACAGAACGCACCCUCAGCUUGCCUCUGCAAGAGUAUUAUGUGGACUACAAACCUGCAAACUCUGAAACUAUGGAGGUGCUCGUUAAUGGGACUGGACCCUACACAUACACAAUCUCAGGAUCCAGAGAAUGUGAGGUAUGAUGCGUCACCCUCCUAAAAUCCAUUUCCACUGCGAGGCACGAGAGGUACCACAGCAGUUGAGUGCCCUGACGUUGUACAGGUAUGAACAGCCCAUAGUGGACUAGUGCCAGGCCCGUGGGGCGCUGCACCUCAACAUGGGCUUUGAGCCCCCCUCCACAGGGCUGUCUGAGGCCACCGGGUUGCAGGACAGGUCAUACUGCUGGUCUCUCCUCUGCGCCCACCGCCUCAAUCACGCGCACGGACCCCCAGUCCCCCCAACAGUGACCUGUGCAGACGGGGAGACCAGACAAGCACUCCCCUCUCCAUCUGGGCUACUGAGCAUGGUGUUGCUACAGUACUGUAUACUGCUGCAGAUCGUGAGGGAGAACAGCUGCAAAUCUGUACUGAGGGAUAACAUUCUGACUGAAGAACCUGUUAUUCAUAGAGAGAAUUAAUUUAUACCUUCACUAAUAAAAAUGUAAAUAUUCAUUAAUGGAAAUUAGAGAGCACUGUUAAAAGAUAGCAGAGCAUAUUUUACCCUUUGAUAUCCACAAUUACUGAAAAUAGUCCAAUACACUAUCACAUUCCUUCUGCUACUGAAAUGGUGUCCAGCAUCAUGAGGAGAAAUGGAAAUAAUUAUAUGAUUCAUUACUCUCAUUGAACUUAUUGACUCAGUUGCUCGCAGUUUUGGAACCUUCCCUGUGUUAAGUAAGUAAUUAAAUAGAAAAAUGCAAUAAAUAUAACUGGGGAAACAGUAGGGUGAGCAAUGGAAUAGCAGAACAAAUUAAAAACUAACAGAGCUGAAAGGUUUUGUGCUGCUUUUUCAAAUAACUCUGCCAGUCAGAGAUCUUAUGCGUUUUCAAGUCCCCGUAGAGAUUUCAUCUCAAUAAGUGAGCCACUCAAAUUAAAUUAUUCACAAGGAAUAGAGAAAACUUGGUAAGUAAUGGGCACACCGUUUUCAUGUCAAGUGUACAGCUGACAUUUCUUUCCCAGAAGUAUGUAUUUUAAUGGAGAUUUUUAUUAUGUUAGUGAUUUUUAUGUUCAUUAUAAUACAAUGCAAUAUUGUUUUAUUUAUUUAGUACAAGAUGAGAAGUAGAACAUUGAUGAGUAAAAUGAACAUUGUUUUCAUGUCAAGUGUAGGCUACAGCUGAAAUAUUUUUUUCAGAAAUGCAUUGUUUGUACAGUAUUGUGUUGAUAUUGUUUAUAUUCAUCAUGAUCAUCCAUCGCAUUUUCAUGAUUAAUGACAAUUUAUUUUAUUUUUAUGUUUUUAAAACAUGCCAAUCCUCAUUCUGAUUGUAAGAUCCUCUCUGUCUCUCACAUAUCAUGUGCACUUACUGAAAUGGAAACCUUUUAAUGUGACCUCAGAUCAUGGCAUUCACCAAGAGAUCAGCGGCGAACUCACUCACACUCUUUGAAAACAAAAGUGCUAUCUAGAACCUAAAAGGGUUCUUUGGCUGGCCCCAUAGGAGAACCCUUUGAAGAACCCUUUCCACAGAGUGUUCUACAUGGAACCACAAAGGGUUCUCCUAUGGGUACAACCGAAGAACCCUUUUGGAACUCUUUUUUUCUAAGAGUGCAGAGUAGAGAUGGAGAACUUUGUACAGGAUGGUUUUGACUGAGACUCAGUACUGUUUAACAGCUUGAGUCAGACUUUCCAUAGCUGUGGCACAGUAGAUCAACCAUCUUUGAUGUCUACUUCUCUCAUGUCUACUGUGACUGUUACAGUAACUAUCUUUGAUGUAUCCCCUCUUCCCCCAUGUCUACUGUGACUGUUACAGUAACCAUCUUUGGUGUAUCCCCUCUUCCCCCAUGUCUACUGUGACUGUUACAGUAACCAUCUUUGAUGUAUCCCCUCUUCUCCCAUGUCUACUGUGACUGUUACAGUAUUCUUCAAGCAGUCUCUUUUGGAUGUGGUUCAUACUCAUACACCACUUCAAGGACACAUAUGUAAAUAACAAUUCCCAAUGAACUUGUUCAGUAGUAUGAAUAGGUGUCAAACAAAGUGUCUCUGCUUUUUCAUGGACACAGUCAUUUCCCUACGAAGAGGAGCAGCCUUAUCUGAAGGUCAGAUGAACUUGAACAUGACCUGAUCUGGGUGUAGAGACUGCCUAUGAGAGUGUGUCUGACAUUAUGUGAAGUCGGGCUACUUGCUGUUUGAACAAGGUCUUAUCCAGAUUUCCACGAAUUAAACCAUGUAAAAUAUCAGCUUUAACUGUCAUCAUAGGAUAAAAUGAUAUUUCAAUUGAUUUUCCGAUCAAUUGUUUUUUAUGCUCAUUGAAGAAGAGAUGACUGUGAACAUUAAAAUUGCUUUUUCAUUUG
This is a messenger RNA of Oncorhynchus mykiss (rainbow trout), 3843 nucleotides long. The record is from RefSeq and is a predicted model, not a curated record. NCBI's taxonomy places the organism in Eukaryota, Metazoa, Chordata, Actinopteri, Salmoniformes, Salmonidae.